Cladophialophora psammophila CBS 110553 is the source of this 1467-nucleotide messenger RNA. Its product is annotated as lupus La protein. Gene Ontology annotation, molecular function: mRNA binding. Gene Ontology annotation, cellular component: nucleus. The transcript is spliced from 3 exons. Bases 1 to 1467 code for a protein of 488 amino acids. Lineage: Eukaryota; Fungi; Ascomycota; Eurotiomycetes; Chaetothyriales; Herpotrichiellaceae. The record is from RefSeq and is a predicted model, not a curated record. Gene Ontology annotation, biological process: RNA processing.
AUGUCUACAGAGGAAGCAGUGACGGAGGCGCUCCAGACGCCAGUAGACCAGAAUACGCAGGCCGCUGAGGAGGCAAAGAAGAUGCUAGCUGAGCUGGAAGGCGAAGCUGCCUUCGAAGAUAAGCCCGAGAAAACAAAUGGCGUUGCGGAGUCAAAACCUUCCGAGGAAGAAGCUCUCAAAGAGCCCGAGAGUAUUGCAACGAAGGAGACGGCAGAUGAGGGGAAUGAUGCUACCGAGAAGAAUGGUGAGCGCCGCGAUCGUGGUCGAUCAGACUACAACAGUCGGGGUCGAGGUCGAGGUCGAGGCGGUCACAACAACCACGACUCUCGAACCUAUCGCGACAACAUCAAGUCCGACCUCACGACGCUAGAGGUUACCGAUGACCCGGUUGCUAUUCGGAAACAGGUGGAAUUCUACUUCUCGGAUUCGAACCUCCCCAAAGACAAAUUCCUCUUCGAGCAGACUGGUGGCGUCGCGAACAAGCCUGUCGAUCUUAGAGAAAUCCACAAAUUCAAGCGCAUGCGCCGCUUUCAGCCCUUUGAGGCCAUCGUCGAGGCCCUGCGGGACUCCAAAACACUCGAACUCACUGAUGAUGACACCCACGUGCGCCGAAAAGAGCCAUUGCCAGAAAACUUCUUUGAAGCCCUUCCGCAAGCAGCUGACCCCCGAACCGUGUACGUGAAGGGAUUCGGUGAAGAGAGUUCAAGUACCCAAUUUGACAUUGAGGCAUUCUUUGACCCAUACGGUCCUACUCGAGCAGUCCGUCUGAGACGAAACAACGAGAAAUUUUUCAAGGGCAGUGUCUUUGUGGAGUUUGACACGGAGGAGCUGGCACAGUCAUUCCUAGCACUGGAACCUAAGCCGAAAUUCAAUGGAAAUGACCUCCUCAUCAUGAGCAAGACAGAGUACACUAGUAAGAAGACGGCGGAUCUCAAGGCAGGCAAGAUCACGUCGAACAACAAAUAUGAGAGGGGAGGCAGACGAGAUCGUCACAACCAUCGCGGUGGCCGAGAUGGAGGCAAGCGCAAGCGUGACGAAGAUACUAGGGACUGGAGAACACGUCGGGACGAAGACCAGAAGCGUGGGUUCAGAGAUGAUAAGAGACGAGGUGACCGAGGUGGUCGCGAUAACAGAGGUGAUCGAACCAAAGGACCUGAGACUGAUGAUAGGGGCAUUCCGAUGGUCAAGUCUACUGCGGUCAAGAACGACAGCGGUCGUGAAGAAGCUCUCGCGAAGGCCAAAGCCGCGGUUGAAGCCGAGAACAAGAAGGAGCAGAAAGCGGUUGAUGAUGUUGAGUCGACCAAGCUAGAUGGCGACGCCGAUGCUUCUUCAGUCCAAGCCGACACCAAAGCUCCCGCUGGAAAGAAGCGAGCCCGAGAAGACGAUGGUGACGAGGCUGACGCUGAGCGAGAGACUAAAAAAGUGGAUGUGAAGUCUGAGGCUCCGCGGGUCAAUGGCGAUUCAUAG